Ailuropoda melanoleuca (giant panda) is the source of this 2495-nucleotide messenger RNA. It is a transcript of the gene TSPAN14, whose product is annotated as tetraspanin 14. Gene Ontology annotation, cellular component: plasma membrane. The coding region runs from base 1 to 747 and encodes 248 amino acids. The record is from RefSeq and is a predicted model, not a curated record. NCBI's taxonomy places the organism in Eukaryota, Metazoa, Chordata, Mammalia, Carnivora, Ursidae. The transcript is spliced from 8 exons.
AUGCGCCUUGGAGAGCUGGCUGGAGUUGUCUUCCUUGGAGUCGGACUGUGGGCAUGGAGCGAAAAGGGGGUACUGUCUGACCUCACCAAAGUGACCCGGCUGCAUGGAAUCGACCCUGUGGUGCUGGUGCUGAUGGUGGGCGUGGUGAUGUUCACGCUGGGGUUCGCUGGCUGCGUGGGGGCCCUGCGGGAGAACAUCUGCCUGCUCAAGUUUUUCUGCGGUACCAUCGUGCUCAUCUUCUUCCUGGAGCUGGCCGUGGCCGUGCUGGCCUUCCUCUUCCAGGACUGGGUGAGGGACCGGUUCCGGGAGUUCUUCGAGAGCAACAUCAGAUCCUACCGGGACGACAUCGACCUGCAGAACCUCAUUGACUCCCUUCAGAAAGCCAACCAGUGCUGCGGGGCCUAUGGGCCUGAAGACUGGGACCUCAACGUCUACUUCAACUGCAGUGGUGCCAGCUACAGCCGUGAGAAGUGUGGGGUGCCCUUCUCCUGCUGUGUGCCGGACCCUGCGCAAAAAGUUGUGAACACACAGUGUGGAUAUGAUGUCAGGACCCAGCUGAAGAGCAAGUGGGACGAGUCCAUCUUCACCAAAGGCUGCAUCCAGGCGCUGGAGGGCUGGCUUCCGCGCAAUAUUUACAUCGUGGCCGGCGUCUUCAUCGCCAUCUCCCUGCUACAGAUUUUUGGCAUCUUCCUGGCGAAGACCUUGAUCUCGGACAUUGAGGCGGUGAAGGCAGGCCAUCACUUCUGAGGAACAAAGGUGAGCGAGCAGAGCUGAGCCACACCGUGGAGGCCAGAGCCCUUCACUGUUGUUAACUCGACAUCCUGAGGGAGAGAAGUGGACACACCCAGCCAGAGCCCGCACCCUGUCUUCGGCAUCAGCGUGACGUGACCUCUCUGUUUCUGUUUGCUGGUGCUGAAGACCGAGGGGCCCCCUCUGACCUGCACAGACUUGUGACGGAGACCCCCCCACCCGGGGUCUACUCAGAGACAGAGAACAUGUCUUUAAGCGGGGGUGGUGACUCUGAGGGACAGAAGGCUCCCGUGGCUGUGAAAAGGGCCUGAGUCGACUCUCCUGGAGACUUGGGGUGUCUGUAGGGCCACCCUGGCCUCUGCACUUGUGUCAUCGGCGCGGGCCCAGAGGGCAGCCACAUCUGCUGCGAGUGGGACUUGGGUGGGGGCCUGGCAGAUACAGACGAGGCUUCUCCCCGCAGCAGAAGGGUGCUGCCUAGAACUGGGGAGAGGGGAAGGGGCACAAGCGGACCAUGCCAGCGGAGCCUGUAAUGUCUGCACAAGUCGGGGGAUGUUUGCAGGGUCCUCAGCCAUGUCCGAGUAAGCCUGAGCCAUGCGUGGACCGGUGCCACGGAGUGCCUCCCCUGCUGCCCCUCCCAGGGCAAGAUCUGCCUCCAGUUUCAACAGCAUUGUGCCCAGAUGGCAUAGGGGGAGGGGGGCAUGUGCAGGGUUCUCCUCUGAGAGUCGGCCCUCCUUCUCUGAAAGUGUGUAAAUAGUUUAUUUAUAGGGAUAAGAAUGUUCUCACACCAUUUCUUCAUUUCCUCUGACAUUCCCUCCAAGCAGCCUUACACCGUGUCUGGGACUGAAGCCAUCCCUCUCAGUUCCCUCAAGUGUGUCAAGAACCAACCCCAUCAACUUCUCCUUUUCGUCCCUCACAUACCAGGUGCACACACACUCUCCCCCUUCCUCUGUGCACCCCCAGCUCACAUGCACCCACUCCUCUCCCCAGCUUGGCCUCGCUGUCUUCUGGUCUUGGUGCUACUGAAACCGUCACCCGGAACUUGAAUCCUGACCCCUGUCCCCCCACUGCAAGGCCAGGGAGCCCCAGCCAGAGAUGGCCAGCCCGGAACCUGUGACCAGGGCUCCUGUCGAGGCCACGUGCUAAGGGCCGCUGGCCGGCCUGGCAUUUGCCUCUCCCUGGAGAGCUGACCUGCGGCCGGGCCCCUGUGUCGAGCUGGAGACCCCCGCCUGCAGCUGUGGAGAAGCUCGGGAUGGUUUUUUUUUUUUUUUUUGCUGACUUUUGUGAUGACCCCCCUCCACUGUCCCCAAUCAGGAUACCUGUGGUGACCAUGUCCACCCUCCCUGGCAGGGCUAUCCUAGGGGGCUUGCUCUUGGAAAUGAAGUUUGUCUUAUGUACUGAAUGGUUCCCCCCCGUACUGUCCCCCCCCGCCCCGUCGCUGGGGAUGGCUGGGGCGUUUGUGCGUCUUUGGCUGGGCUCCUUUCUAAUGCUUCUCUGGAUCUUGUACCAGUUCUGUCCUCAUUGUUCAGGGAUUGAGUGCUACCUUCACUGACUUGCCGAAGCGUACAUGCUAGUGUGGAGUAUACUGGUGGGUGUUGUUGAUGCUGUUAUGAUUUUUGUUCUUUUGGUUGUUUUUUCCUUUAUAAUUUUCUCUGUAGACUAGAGGAAGAAGAAUGCUUGUGUUUUCAGGAAGUGUGAUGCUUUUCUUUGACUGCCAAACUCUUUUAUGGAAUAUAUCUUUAUAUUAA